Messenger RNA from Anoplopoma fimbria (sablefish), 1183 nucleotides. RefSeq names its product eukaryotic translation initiation factor 4E-binding protein 1-like. The record is from RefSeq and is a predicted model, not a curated record. NCBI's taxonomy places the organism in Eukaryota, Metazoa, Chordata, Actinopteri, Perciformes, Anoplopomatidae. Bases 185 to 541 code for a protein of 118 amino acids. Gene Ontology annotation, cellular component: cytoplasm. Gene Ontology annotation, biological process: negative regulation of translational initiation. The transcript has 4 exons. Gene Ontology annotation, molecular function: eukaryotic initiation factor 4E binding.
CCGGCUCAGUCGGGAGCAUUACCCUGCAGCCUGUCUGUGUGUUGUUUUGUGUGCAUGUCGAGGGUGAGUGGAAGCAGAGAAACGUGUGCUCAGGUGACUGCAUGUUGUAAUGUGAAGAUACAUUUCAUCAUUUGCACUUAUGACAAAUAGUCAGCCAGUUUUAGGGUGAUAUAGUUUAGACAAGAUGUCCACUGACUGCCAGAAGACCACUGCCAAGGCCAUCCCGUCGACCAGGAGGGUGACCAUCAACGACGCGGCGCACAUGCCCCACGACUACUCCACUACUCCCGGAGGCACCCUGUUCAGCACGACCCCGGGUGGUACCAGGAUCAUCUACGACCGAAAGUUCCUGCUGGGGUGUCGCAGCUCUCCGGUGGCAAAGACUCCUCCGCACGGUCUGCCCAAAAUUCCAGGGGUGACCAGUCCUCCCUCCAAAGACACCAAUGAGAAGGCCCAUAAUGGAGAACCAAUGAACAACAACAUCACUGCACCUGACAGCAGCAACACUGGUGAUGACUCACAGUUUGAAAUGGACAUCUAGUUGGUCCUGGAGCGAGUGUCGAGAUGUCAGACUAACCAACACGAUGCUGUGAAGAGAGGCUCAGGAACGCCUUCUUAUUUCCUAUCAUCCAUUCCAUAAAGACCGAGGUUCGCCUUCCUUAUCUCCAGUGUCUUAGUGUUUUGAAGUCUGUCUCUAUCAAUCUCAAUUGCUUGCUAUGAGCAGAACAAACCUGUAAUGAUUUUUAUUCUGUCUGCCUCAAGGCCUAAAGCUGAUUUAUGUGUGACAAAGUGUGCCUUCCUGUAGUGGCUAUAAGUUUAAAUUCAACACUGAGAAGUAAACACCAACAAAGCCUCAUCCUUAAGAACUGGGAUACGUUAAUGGAAAUGAAGAUCAAUAGGUAAAAGGAAUAAAUGCAAUUCGCUGAAUUUAUAACCAUUCCAAAAGGGGUUUUCUCUUGAUGUGCUUUUAUUUCAACACACUUCCUGACACCUCUCUUCAGCCGUUGCCUUGACAUGUUCAAGAUACUGAAUAUUUUGUUUACCAUGCUCUCAAAAAACAGUUCUUCACCUGAAGUGUCAUAAAGAGAAUGUAAAACAUCAUUUUGUUGAUGAAAUUUUUGAAACAGAUUUUCACACGGUUUGUAAGGUGACAAAGCAUUAAAGGCAAACGCCAUCAUAGCAA